Messenger RNA from Paraglomus occultum, 438 nucleotides. Lineage: Eukaryota; Fungi; Glomeromycota; Glomeromycetes; Paraglomerales; Paraglomeraceae. The record is from the annotation of a GenBank genome assembly.
AUGCAAAUAGACCAGAACAGUAGUUGGCUAUGUGAAAUAGAGAAAGAACCCAAGAACUUUACCUGUAUACAGGAAAUAUGCCAGAAGAUGUUUACCCAUGUAAGAAGUGUAAAAAAUAAAGCAGAUAAGGAAGAUUUGAGUCAGUAUAUCAAAGAAAAAGAAGAGGCCCAUGCAAGUGGUGCAGUGGAAAGAGCCUAUGAUUUAUACCCAAAAGGAGCUCAGUUGAAGCCUAACAGUCAAGUAGUAGUAGUCAAGGAAAAUCUAGCCUUGGGAAAAGUAGGUGACAAUUGGACCAAAUACCAUCCAGAGUGGAGACCAACAAAAGCUAGAAGAUUCAUAGACAGCAGAAUAGAGAGGAAUGAUGAAGGAUGCCAAGUAGAUGACAACUAUGUUGAAUGGAAGGAGGUGAAGAAGUUUCAGCAGGAAAUGACACGAUGA